This is a messenger RNA of Pelodiscus sinensis (Chinese soft-shelled turtle), 903 nucleotides long. Its product is annotated as lysozyme C-like. Lineage: Eukaryota; Metazoa; Chordata; Testudines; Trionychidae. Gene Ontology annotation, molecular function: lysozyme activity. The record is from RefSeq and is a predicted model, not a curated record.
GAGUUGUUCUUCCCCUCCAUCAGCAGACACAGGUCAUCUCUAGUGCCAGUGGUAGGUCCCUGGGUUGCUACACUGCCAGCAUGAAGGCUUUGCUAAUCUUGGGGCUUUUCCUCCUGCCUCUGGCUGCUCAUGGGAAGAUCUACGAGAGGUGUGAGCUGGCAAGAGCAAUGAAACGUCUUGGGCUGGAUGGAUACUGGGGCUACAGCCUGGGAAACUGGGUGUGCACAGCAAGAUUCGAGAGCCAGUUUAACACGAGCGCCACGAACUAUAACCGAGGUGACCAAAGCACCGACUAUGGGAUUUUACAAAUCAACAGCCACUGGUGGUGCAAUGAUGGCAAGACCCCAGGAGCCAAGAACGCAUGUGGCAUCCAGUGUAGCGAUUUACUGACAGCUGACAUUACAAAUAGUGUAAACUGUGCAAAGAGAGUUGUUCGCGAUCCAAAUGGCAUGGCUGCAUGGGUGGCAUGGACAAGGAACUGCAAAGGACGAGAUGUCUCCCAAUGGAUCAGGGGCUGUGGGGUCUAAAGUGUUGGGGUUUAUCCCAGCCUGGUUCCUUUAUAAAUAAGGAGCUUUUCACAUAGAGCAAAUGAUUCCCUUCACUUGCUUCCCUUUUACAAUUAAUCAUGUUCACAAUAACACAAACUCGGGGCAACUGACUGGGGAAAUGCAAAUAUUUUACUGCAUGCUAGAUCUUUCCAUGUGACCAGCUGCAGUAACGUAUUUUCAGUUCUACACAGUUUAAAAUAUUGCUUAUUAUCUCUCUAUUCUAUAUACACAUAAAAAUAAGCCAGAUCAAUUUUUCCUAUGAAAUCCUGCUAGUACUUUGUUCUGCCAGUUAAUGUUAUGUAUUAUUGCUUGAGUGUUCACAUUCACUAUAAUCAAUAAAAAUGCUUCAUUUGUG